This is a messenger RNA of Protobothrops mucrosquamatus (brown spotted pit viper), 927 nucleotides long. RefSeq names its product carbohydrate sulfotransferase 9-like. Gene Ontology annotation, biological process: proteoglycan biosynthetic process; carbohydrate biosynthetic process. The coding region runs from base 1 to 927 and encodes 308 amino acids. Gene Ontology annotation, molecular function: sulfotransferase activity. Gene Ontology annotation, cellular component: membrane. The transcript has 2 exons. NCBI's taxonomy places the organism in Eukaryota, Metazoa, Chordata, Lepidosauria, Squamata, Viperidae. The record is from RefSeq and is a predicted model, not a curated record.
AUGACUCACCUGCUUGGAAGGUUGUUCAUGUUUCUCCUGCUGUGUGUACUGCUUGGAUUAUUUUUUCCUAUUCAAUGGCACACAAAAAUGAAAGAUCAUAAAGAAGAUUGGUUGAAAACACAAAACGAUCGUAAAACCAACUUGGAUUCCAUCUGUCUGAGCAAGAAUUUAAAAAAUUUAAAAAGAAAACUGGAUGUACACGUGGCUAGACAGCUCUUUGUCGAUGAGAACUACAAAUUUAUCUACUGUGAGGUGCCAAAAGUAGGCUGUUCUAACUGGAAGAAAAUUGUUUUGCUACUCAAGCUCAACCUGAGUAGGGAUGUCUUUGAAGUAAGCCAGGGAGAGAUUCAUACAACAAAUCUUCUAAAGCGCUUGAGUUCUUAUCCAUCUAAACAACAAGCAGAAUUUUUGAACUCCUUCACCAAAGUGAUGUUUACCAGGCAUCCUCUAGAAAGACUGGUCUCCGCUUACAGAGACAAAUUUUUGCAUGACGGACCUUACUAUAGCAUCACAGUGGCAAAUAUGAUUAAAGCCUUGUUUAGGAAGGACAAAAACCUUACAGGGCCUGUGACCUUUCAAGAGUUUGUAAACUAUGUUAUGACAAGGAAUGACGAACCUUUGGAUGUACAUUGGAAACCAAUGUUCCAGUUGUGUGAUCCCUGCAAUAUUCACUAUGACGUUUUGGGAAAGUAUGAGACGCUGCAGGAAGAUGUCAAUCAUACUCUCAGCAGACUGAGAGUUUCAGAGAUGGUCCGAUAUCCAGACAGUAAAUUUUAUGCACAAAGGACAAACAAGAACCUCACUACCCAAUAUCUAAAAGAACUGGACUGGAACCAAAUACAGAAACUCAUGAAACUUUAUCAGAUAGAUUUCUCUUUAUUUAAUUACACUUUUACUGUUAAAAUGGAAAUGUCAUUUUCAGGCUAA